CAACUACAUACAUUCAUUUCAUCAUUUAAUCAUCUUUAUUUCUUCGUCCAACAAUCUCUUCCACCAAUUUCAUCGUCUUUACAUCGUCGCGUAUCCAAUCCAGAUACAUUCUCAAUGUGUCUCGGUACUACAAUAUAAAAGGGUUUCUUAUAAUUUACCCAUUCAAUUAAUACGCGCCUAUUACUUGGUGUAAUUCCGAUACUAUAACCUCCAACAAAGCACAAGACAUUCGCGAUCCAUGUUCACACCAAACGGGAACUUUGGCGAUAUAUUCAGUCUCUAGUCGCAAUCUAUUGAGCGUCGCCUAGUCGCUUAUUAGUGCGCAGAGCCCUGAAUUUGAAGCCAUGGCUCCCGUCGUCGCUACCGCCGUCCCUCUUCCUCCUACUCCUAAGAUUAAACGUCCGCCACCUCCGAAUCUUCAAACAAAUGGCGUAUCUUCAUCACAAUCAUCUCCUUCUCCAAAUAUGUCGGCUAAACGUCCUCCACCUGCUGUAGCUAAACAACAGCAACAACAACAAUCGGCGAAUUCAACCACUAAUGGUGUUAAUGGCAAUGCACAUCGACCUAGUAUUUCCCGAUCACGACGCGACACAUCUAAUGCUGGUCCGGGGCGUAACCAAAGAAACAAUAAUUCUCUACGAUCAGCUACAUUAGCACCUGAUACGACUAUUCACCAAUCAUUCGAGCCGCGUCCAGAUGUGGUUACGGAUUCUUAUAUUCUAAAGAAAUACGCCGGACAGCCUCCAUCUCUCAUCGUACAUCUUCAUCCCACCCACUUCCGAUUCGACCAACAAGAUAGUAUUUUUCCAUAUAAAUCACCGAUGAAAUUAUUCCUCGAUCAUGUCAGAACUCGAACGAUACCUCACGAUAUAUUGCCUGAUUUGAACGAUGCUGGUGUAAUUUUUUAUGAAGGUUGUCUUAUUGUACAAUUACACGAUCAUAAGACACCUGCGCAAUUGAAAGAUGUUGCGCGUCCGACAUCCAAGUCUAGUUCCGAAAAACCAUCCUCGAUUCAUAAUUAUAAUCCCUAUAUUACUCCCUCCCCAUAUGUACCUUUUCCUAAGGAAAGCGUCGAAAAUGGAUUAUCAGGAACGGACGAGAAGCCUACUGGAAAUGAUGCUGUUGACAAAGAGAAUAUGCCUGCACCACCUGCUCCAGGUGAGGGUCAGAAAAGCAAGAUACCUCCGAAAGCCAAGGUCUUCACAGUUGUUCUUCAUCCAACCCCACAAAGCUUACAUGCGGAUUUAAUGAUCAAGGCAUCUACACCGGGUGGUGCUGGGGAUGCAAAGUUUGGCGAUGCUAAUGGCAUUCCUCCUACACCAGCGUCUGCUAUACCUCCUACUCCGACAACGGCCAAUAUGCCACCUCCAGCUAAGAAACAAAAAUUAGAGAAAAUGGAAUUAGAUGGAGCCAACAUAUAUGCCGCGGAGGCACAGAUUCUACUCGCGACUGCCGCCCCGUUAAAUCUGAAGGUCGCAAAGAACAAGGAAGAGGCUAUCGCGCUUCUAGAAAAGAUGUCCGAUUCUGCACAUUCCGAACUACCACCGAAACCGAAAACCCGAAAACGUACCGUCGCCGAAAGAGCUGCCGACGAAGCAUUGGCCGCGGAGCAAGAGAAAUAUAUGCUUACUUUCGACGAGCGUCGUUCUACCAAUACUGGUGGCGCACAAGCUAGUACGGAUAGCGGCGAUGGUAAUGGACAAUCUGGCACCACUGCAUUUGAACCUCGAUUCGAACGGUUCAAGGUGCUUGCGGAUAUUAAGAGAGAGCAUGCGGCCAAGAAAGAACGGGAGAAGAUUCAACAAGCUGAAGCCGAGCGUAAGUUACAAGCUCAAAAGCAAGAACAGGCCGCACGACAGCAAGCCGAACAAGAGAAGGUUCGUCGCGAAGAAGCACAACGCCAAGCUCAACUCCGACAGCAGCAGCAACAGCAACAACAGCAGGAAGCUCAGCGUCGCGCAUUAGCUCAACAACAACAGGCUCAAGCUCAGGCACAGGCACAGGCACAGGCACAGGCACAGGCCCAAGCGCAAGCUGCUCAAUCCCCACAGAACGCACAGAUGAACCAAAUGCCACCAUCUUCGCAUGGUCAUCCAGCUCAGAGCGGAAUGACCAUGGCUGCUCAAGCUCCUCACAGAUUCCCACAACAAGUUUCGCAAGCACCCGUUUCAUCACCUGUUGUUCGACAAAAUACACCACAGAAUAUGUCAAGUCCUAUGGUUGGAAAUGCACCUAUGCAACAGACAAAUUCUGGUAUGGGAGCAAGUCCUCCAAGGUCAGGCUCUGUAGUGCAGAAUCAUGGUAUGGCCGUACCCAUGACAGUUAGUAUGUCUGCAAGAGGUAGUCAACAGAGUCAUCCGUCGAAUACGCCUCGUAUGCCGAGUGCAACACCGCAGAUGCAACACGGUACUCCAAUCAACCGUCCUAUGGCUACGCCUAGGAUGAGUCAAGCCAGUCCUCCACCAAAUAUGAUUGCUCAAAACUCCCAUAUGAAUCAUCCAAUGAUGAUGGGCAAUCAGGCUAUGAACCAACCUAAUAUGCAAAGCCAGCUCUUGGCUGCGCAGAUCGCACAGCAGCAACGUCAAAGAAUUGCCCAACAGCAACAGCAGCUUGCUUUACAGAAUGCCAAUAUGAUGAACGGACAAAAUGGACAAAUGCCAAACCAGAUGCUACAACAGCAUUUCAUGCGUCAACAAAUGAUGAAUAUGCAAAACCCUGGAAUGAUGAGCCCUGCUCAGCAACAGCAGAUGGCACAACGAUAUCAGCAACAGCUCAACAAUAUGCAACAGCAGCAGCAGAUGCAAGGACAGAUGCCUAAUCAGCAGCAACAAAUGGGUCAUCAAAAUUUCCAAAAUACCAACAACAGUAUGAACCCAGCUCAGAUAGCUGCUAUGCAACAACAGAUGCAACUGCAAAUGCAACAGCAACAACAGGGUCAACAUCCAGGGAAUCCAUCUAACGCGUUAGCAGCGCAAGUACGACAGAGGCAAACGAAUUUUUACCGUCAACAUAUUGCUCAACUUGCCGAUCGAUAUGGUGGUGUACCAAAUAUACCGCACGAGACACACGAGCAGUUUAAACAGACCUGUUUGAAGAAAGCACAAGAAUCAGUACAUCGAGAGAUUUUGCAACGACGACAGAUGACGCAAAAUAUGCAAGGGGGUAUGCAAAAUGGUAUGCCUAAUGGUAUGCCGAAUGGAAUGCAACAAGGGAUGCAAAAUGGCAUGAACGGGAUGAACGGGAUGAUGCAACAGGGCAUGUAAAAACAGCUUUCAGGGGAGUUAAUUUUUUCAUGAGGUGCUGAAGACGUAUCAUAUCUAGUCUUCGGCAAUAGGGGUUUCUUCAAUUAGGAGAAAUGGAACCCUUCCAUGAAUGGACCAAUGGAGGGAUCAUGGUACGGGAGCUGAGAGUUGAGAAUUCUAUUGUUCCUCGUUAGGACUUGAUAUGACGGUGUUAAGGAAUCCGGCGUAUGAGGUCUCUGAAUCCAUACCAUUAUGAUGGUGUGUUCCCUUUGAUUGAACUGGGUGGUUCGAGUUUUAUUUCUUUUCCAUUAUACCCAUUUCGCUGAUUUAUUAUGGCGUCGAGGGUAUCAAAGCAUACACGUAACGAGUGGGAAAUCAUCCUUCAAAGGGGAAUGAGAGAUAUUGUGCGUUGCCUUUCAAUAUAGCUGACUGACCUUAUUCACAUUCUUGAGUACUUGUUUACUCGAAUGUGAAUUAUAUUAUCAUCAGUCUGCUUUAUGUAUAUUACAUAAUUAUUUACCGAAAUGCGUUUAUUUUACUAUCGUCGUUUUUACCUAGGUAUCUAUGUGAAUGUUGUAUAAGAAAGGUACCAAAGUAUGUGUGUGUCUACUCGU
Hypoxylon trugodes is the source of this 3856-nucleotide messenger RNA. Its product is annotated as Spt20 family-domain-containing protein. The record is from RefSeq and is a predicted model, not a curated record. Lineage: Eukaryota; Fungi; Ascomycota; Sordariomycetes; Xylariales; Hypoxylaceae. Gene Ontology annotation, biological process: regulation of transcription by RNA polymerase II. Gene Ontology annotation, molecular function: transcription coregulator activity. The transcript is spliced from 2 exons. Gene Ontology annotation, cellular component: SAGA complex. The coding region runs from base 345 to 3263 and encodes 972 amino acids.